UGUUUUCAUUCGAGGUUGUUUUAAGAGGAAGUGGCUUCUUCUAUUUCUAAGAGCCCGCGAACUCCGUGUACGCGGUUGCGUAGGGAACAACGUUUUAUUACAUCAAACGCUAAAGAGUGCUUUCGAUUCGUAAGCUUGCGUGCUGCUCUUUCAAAGUAUGUCUGACUAUGAAUAUUUUCCAAAUUUUUCGUAGUAAGACAACAACACGACAGCAACCGCUAAAAAACCUCCCAAUUAAUGGUCCAAAAGAAGAUUUUUCGUAUAUUAUCGCAUAUAUUGUCGUAUAUCUUAUCAGUUCUAAGAAUCGAGUGCAAUAAUGCAACUUGAAGACGUCGCUUAAAUUGGACAAGAAACCUUUACUAAAUCGAAUUUGAAGUUGCAGCUGGCUUCAAUCCUGGCGUUCAGUGUAAGACGCAAGUAUUUGUGAUACGCAGCGUUGUAGACAGAGAAAGAAUUUUGUCUAAAACUUCCACAGGAAUUCACUCAUUUUCAACUGGCUUCGUCGUUAAAGUUGGCGUCGUAGAUCUUAAGGUCUUUGGUACCAUGACAUCCGGAAGAAAAUAUACCCUUACUUUUGUGCUUUUAUCAUACGGAGUGCUUACUUUUAUCUAUAUACUUGAAGAUGGAUCCUCACUCAGGGGAAUACAGGUGUAUAGGGAAUUUCCCUUUCAGGGUCUACACUGGCGCAAUAUCACCCACACCAAGGAGAAUCCACUUCGUCUACAGGAUGAAUUUUACGGUGAAGGUUGCGAGGCGAAUCCGUACCGCGAAGGACUUCAGAUAUUACUCCAGGAAUGGAGCCGCAUGGCUGAACGCAGAAACAUCAGCAAGUCUUUCAUAUGUUUUGGUUCCAUGCUGGGCUCCCUGCGUAAUGGCGAUGUCAUUCCCUUGGACACAGAUGCUGAUAUAUGCAUGUUACGAGACGAAUACCAUAAACUUUACGCUGAAGAAUCAAGAAGACCCUUGGACCUGAAUGAUGGAAAGAUUCGCUUGCUUCUUCAAAGGCAUUCUCCGCAUCCUUCAGCAGACACCCCCCGGGAAGACUGUAAUGGUAAAAUUGUGAGAACCACCACAGAUGAUUGUUCAAUUCUUGACCCGCACGCCCGACUGUACAUCCACUCCAAGAUUUACCUUGAUAUUUUUAUGAUCGAGGACCAUGGGGAUAUUUUUUGGGACGAAUAUAGAAAUGUAUUUCACAGGCGAGACGUUUUGUUUCCCUUAAAACCCUGCUACUUUCUUGGAAUGCCAUUAUAUUGUCCGCGAAAUCACACGCAGUAUUUAACAUCUUACUACGGCACGAAUUUCAUGGAACCUUUAACGAUAUGCAAAAGAGGUCGCUGGAUUCCAAACGCUAAAUCUAAGAAAGUGACCAAAUUUUUUCUUAUCUUUUUUAUUUUAAUUUCAGUUCCAUUUUUACGCAUAAUUGUUAGGCUGUUUCCCAUUUUGGUGUAAUUUAGUGUACAAGGGUUAUACAGAGAUAUACUCUGUUUCCCUUCGUUGCAUUAAUCUCCUAAAAGAAAAAGGUUGGUGAUUCGAACACUGAACUUCAAUAUUUUAAUUACAAAAUAAAACCUUUUCCUCACGAAUAGAUUGAGAUUUAAUGCCGAAUGCCAAUAGACCUUUUGCAUUAUAGACUACCUUUUUGCAUAUGCAAGGUAAUGUAAUCAAAUCACCACAGCUGAAAAAUGAAAAGAGCGUACCAAAAUUAGUAAAAAUGCAAAGUUUGGUUUCGCCGCAGUGUUGUAAAAUGCGGAAAAU
Molecule: messenger RNA, 1758 nt
Organism: Dendronephthya gigantea
Lineage: Eukaryota; Metazoa; Cnidaria; Anthozoa; Malacalcyonacea; Nephtheidae
Exons: 2
Coding region: 544-1452 (302 amino acids)
Source: RefSeq, a predicted model, not a curated record